UUAACAUGUUUAGUUGUCAUAUACCACGGUUAAGACUAUCAAUUGAUAAAAAAAAUUAUAUCAUGAACCACAUAGAAUGAUGAUAUUAAAAGCAAUUAUUAGCAGAUAAAUUAAGAGAUUUGUGUAAUAAAAAAACAAAAUCCUAUGUAGCUCGGAUUAAGGCGAGGAAGAAGAUGUAAUAAAAAAAAAGAAAAAUUUUUUUUUUUAAUAUUGUGUUUAUUUUGAAAGUAAUCAAGUGGUUUUUGAUAAACCGAUCACUGUAUAAUAUGUCUAUAUCAAGUGAUUUUGAAUUUAUAGAAUGUUGAGCAGCAAUUGCUGUGUUGUUAAAAAAACAAUAACCACAAUACUCUUACUUCAUAGCAUGGAAAAAAGGUCAUCAAAACAAUAUUUAACCUUCUCAUCGGCCAUUAUAACUUUAACACUUUCAAGGUUUAAAUAAAAAGUGCGCCUAUAACACAUUGUUUCCAUAUUUUCUAAAAGAGCGUUUCGGAGUCUUAAAAUUACUAUAACUAUUGUUGUAUAAACGCUCUUUCAGUAUUUCAUUAUUCAUAAUGUUUCAACGUUCGUUCAUUGUUAUAUGUCAAAUCCUGAAAAUAUUUACAUUCAUAAGAAGAAAUCAAAUGGCCGACAUUUAUGACAACACCUCAAAGGUGAUUUAUUUGAUGUUGUUCACAAUCGUCCAUGGGAAUUUAAUAAGGGCAAUCCUAUUAGAAGUAUAAGUUCUUUGUAUGCAAUUUUUGGAGUUCCUUUAUGUAUUUUUAAAUGGCUUUUUAAAUGUUAUGAUAUUCAAUGGACUUCAUUUAUUUUACUAUGUAUUUUUCGAUUUAUUGCUUGUUUAAUAUCAUUUUUUAAUGAUUAUUCCAUGUAUAAGAUAUGCAAGAUAUGUAAAUUAAAACCUGAUAAAUACCUUAUACUGCUUUCAAGCUCUUAUGUGUUAAUUGUGUAUGGAACAAGAACUUUUACAAAUUCAAUUGAAUUAGCCUUGUUGUCACUUCUUUUAUGGUUAGUCAUUGAUAGCAUGAAGAUUUCAGAAAAAGUCAUUGCUGCUGAGUAUGAUAUACGGAAAUUACAUAUUAAUAGUUCAUUAAUUCAAGAUAGAGUUAUAAUGAGUAGAAAAUUAAAAAAAUUACCUCAUCACUCUUUUAUCCAUUGUUUAGAAAUUAGUUUUAUUUUAGUUUUUGGGACUUUUAAUCGACCUACUUUUUUGAUAUUUGCUAUUACACCAAUUUUUUUUUGGUUAACAAGAGGACUUUCCAAGGAUUUGAAAUAUUUUAUUAUGACAUUUAAUUUAAGAUUUCUUGUAUUAAUUAUUUGUGCUGCUCCAAUAACUUUUAUCAUAAUUGUGAUAGAUUCCUUCUAUUUUGGACAUGUUUCUCAAAAUUAUAUAAAUUUCAUUAUUACACCUCUCAAUUUUAUAAAAUAUAAUAUGAAUUCUUCUAAUUUGGCUGAGCAUGGUAUACAUUUUAGAUUGACUCAUUGCAUUAUUAAUAUGCCAUUACUCUUCAAUGUGAUGACUGCAUUACUUAUACGAAAUUUAAGUUUGAAUUCUGUUAUAAAAAACCUUGUAAAACGCCAGUAUCAUUUAUUACCAAGUAUUUAUCAAGUCAAUACUCUUAUGGUUAUAAAUAUAAUUAUUCCUAUAAUUUUAUUAUCUGUGUUUCCACACCAAGAACCUCGAUUUCUCAUACCUAUUCUGUUACCAGUUGUUUUUACUGCAUCAAAAUUUUUUUGUAUUUCAAACAUAAAGUACUUGAAACCAUUGUUUGGGACAUGGUGUAUAGCCAAUGCUAUUGGGUUAUUAUUUUAUGGGCAUUUACACCAAGCAGGUGUUACACCAAUGAUUUCACAGUUGGCAUUAGACAUAAGAAAUUCUUCAAAUGUCCAUAUUAUUCAUGGUUAUACAUACUCUAUUCCGCUUGGAUUAUUUUUGGUUCCUCAACAGCAAAAUAAGCUAUAUAAAAGUCAAAAUCAAAUAAGACUUCAUGACCUUGGUUCUUCUUUGGACAUAACUAAAAUUACUGAUUCUAUGUUAUAUAUUAAGGAAAACAUCACAUAUGGAAAAACUCAUAAGCCAGACCUUUAUUUAGUAUUAUCUGGAUCACUUUCUAAAAAGUUUGAAUAUGUGUGUCAUACUUUAGACUUAAAAUUUACAAAAGUGUUAUUUUUUCCACAUUUGUCAAUUGAAUCAUUAAGUUAUUACAAAACAUUCAUAACAGACCUUACUGUACAUGAUGAUAGGGAGUUCAUCAAUCGUGCUCAAGACCUUUAUGAGUUAUUUUCUUUAGUGCUUUUUAAAAUUACCUAAAUUCUAUAUAAUUAUUUGUUUAAAGUGUCUGUCUAUCACAAUUUUAUUUUAUUUAUAUUAAGAGUAAAAUUGUAUCAUUCAAUUUAUUGAUUAUCAUGUUAAAAUAUAUUUUUAAGGUAUUAGGAAUAUAUAUACAAAUACUAUGAUACUUUUAGAUCCGACAUUUGAUUGUUUGUUAAAAUGACUUGAUAUCAAUUUUUUAUUGAUAAGUCUCCCAACGAUAGACUGAAAACAAUUUUUUUUAAAAAUCUCUUUCUCCUUAUGUAUAUAUUUUAAUUUUAACUUUUAAGUUAUUUUUAAUUAAAAUUAAAAUUAUUUUCGAUUUUAAGUGUUUAUUUAGUUUUAGCGCUUAUUUAAUUUAGCUUUUAUUGGUGUUGGAAAGAUUGUCCAACUUUAAAGCUACAGUUGUAAAUUAAAUAAAAAAUAUGGGCUCAUAAUAUUUAUUAAGGGCCUAAAAAAAUUAUAAAAUGGUUAUUUUGUAAAAAUACUUACCAGAUAUAUUUUAAAAAAUUUAACUAAACUUAGAUUUUUUAACUUACAUUAUUUUGAAAUUUUUUAGUAUUAUGUUUUUAAUGUACAUAUACUACUAAUUUUUAAUUAAAAUAUAUUUAAAUAUUUUUUUCUGAAAGAUUAAAAUAUUAAUUAAAAAAAAUAUUUCUCAAUUAAUUAGUUCAAAAUGUUGAGAAAAGAACAGCCAUUAGUAGUGUUAAGUGUGGUCAUAAAGAAUGACUUCAUCAUAAAUCCAACCCUAAUUUGUUUUUCUUUAUUCAUAAUAUAUUAAGAAUAAUACAUUUUUAAUAUAAAAUAUUUUUUUUUAACUAAAAAUAUUAAUAGACUUAUAUUAAAUCACCAGUAAAAUUCCUAGUUAAAACUUACAUUACAAAUUUAAUUAAUUAUUUUAGAAAUCCAUUCUAGUCAAAAAUAUAAAAAUAAUUUAAUAUGAUUGUAAAUUUCUUUAUAUCAGUAGCUUAUUAAGUGUAAAGUUAUACAGUAAGUUAAACGCAAGUCUUG
Messenger RNA from Daktulosphaira vitifoliae (grape phylloxera), 3316 nucleotides. It is a transcript of the gene PIG-Z, whose product is annotated as GPI mannosyltransferase 4. NCBI's taxonomy places the organism in Eukaryota, Metazoa, Arthropoda, Insecta, Hemiptera, Phylloxeridae. The record is from RefSeq and is a predicted model, not a curated record. Bases 863 to 2305 code for a protein of 480 amino acids. Gene Ontology annotation, cellular component: endoplasmic reticulum membrane. The transcript is spliced from 6 exons. Gene Ontology annotation, biological process: GPI anchor biosynthetic process. Gene Ontology annotation, molecular function: alpha-1,2-mannosyltransferase activity.